AUGAAAGGAAAAGACAAUCCGGCCCCACCCAACAAUGUUGAUAAAUGCGUGACAAUAUGCGUGCCACCUAGUAUAGUCACUACCGAUGAAGCCACGAAUAAAAUAACGUCAGUGGCCUUAGGUGGGGCGAUGCCCGCGCGACAUGUCUCACCUUUGUACCCGAGGAAACUUAAGCCGGAGUCGUUAUAUGAGCGGCGCCAAGGCUUGAACCAUCGCUUCGCUAGUCCAAGGCUUUUACAUUUGAGUCCGUGUCGCGGUAACCGACCAUCUUCCCGAAAUUCGUUCUCGUCUCGUCUCUCCAGCAGUCAUAACUCACUCAUCACGCAGUUCCAAGCGGACGACUCGAGCUUCAUCACCCAAGCGAUAUCACACGAUACGCUCUCUGCUAAAACAUCCGACAUAACUGAUAUGUACAACGUCCCGUUCGACAGCGAUAUCUACGCAGUCCCCAUAGACAUGGUUAGACCCAGCCACAGCACUACCAGAGGGAAACCCAAAAAGACAACAAGACCAAACAAAAGACGCGGCAAGAGCACGCCGCAGAACAUAGGCAGUAACUUUGCACCGUCCGAAAGAAAUCAUAAGCCGAAGGAUUCUAUUAGACAAAAAGACGCAAAAACAAAGAGGCACAGCCUGCCAAGCUCUUCGUGCAAAAAAAGCACCACCGAUUCUGACACAGAUUCCCUACAUUUGACAUUGCGUGAGAUGAGAAAGUACUUGCACACUCUGUACUCCAGCUCUAGUGAAUCUGAAUGUCGUAACACUAUCAACAAAAAGAGUAGUACGAUAAUAACGAACGUCGGUAUCCACGUGAGACAUAGAAACAAUGAAAGUAACGCGGCUGUAUUCCUGAAGGAGAACAACGAAGUCUCCCGAACAGUAGAGACGAAUAACAAUCAUAGGAAUACGAACAAGAACUCAGUGGUGAUAACUGCGAAGAACAAGAAGCAUAAAGAAAACAUCCCAAAAGAUAUCAUUGAGGUGGACAAAAGUGAAAAGAGUGGCAAGAAGACGUCUAAUGUUAAAGCGAAGAUGUCGCCUGUAAGGAUAUUAUCAAUGAACUUGAAGCAGAGUUUUUGCAACUUGUUUCGGUGGCGGCGUACGAUAUCGGAGGAAGCCGGGACGGUGGCGACAGCGGUAUCGGGAGCGGAGCGGGCGGUCACGAGUUCCGCACCAGCUGCAGUGCGACGCGCCCUGCCGCCUCUACCGCAAUCGCCUCAGACUUCACACGCGCGCCGUACCAACAACGAGGAUACGAUAAUGGACUUCGCCACCUCCAUACAGAAAGUCAAGGACUACCCCUGGUAUUGGGGUCCCAUAUCGGUGGAGGCUGCAGAGAAAAUCCUAUCCAACGAACCAGAUGGAUCGUUCAUCGUGCGCGACAGUAGUGAUGACCACUAUAUCUUCACCCUCACCUUCAAACUCAACGGGCUGCGCCACGUCCGGAUAGAACAUGAUCAGGGGAACUUUUGUUUCGGCGGAUGCACGAUGUUUAAGGCGCAGACGAUCGUGGAGUUCAUUGAGAACGCUGUUGAAACUUCACGCUCUGGGCGCUACCUAUUCUUUCUGAACCUCCGACCCGUGCUUGGACCUGUGCGCGUCCAACUUCUGUACCCUGUGUCGCGCUUCAAACGCGUACAAAGCUUGCAGCAUAUGUGCCGGUGA
This is a messenger RNA of Parnassius apollo (apollo), 1665 nucleotides long. NCBI's taxonomy places the organism in Eukaryota, Metazoa, Arthropoda, Insecta, Lepidoptera, Papilionidae. The record is from the annotation of a GenBank genome assembly.